Pecten maximus is the source of this 1393-nucleotide messenger RNA. RefSeq names its product high-affinity lysophosphatidic acid receptor-like. NCBI's taxonomy places the organism in Eukaryota, Metazoa, Mollusca, Bivalvia, Pectinida, Pectinidae. Gene Ontology annotation, biological process: G protein-coupled receptor signaling pathway. Gene Ontology annotation, cellular component: membrane. Gene Ontology annotation, molecular function: G protein-coupled receptor activity. The record is from RefSeq and is a predicted model, not a curated record.
GUCGGCAAUGAGGUCUGCCAUUAAUCUACUCCUCACCAACAUGGCGUUUAGUGACAUAUGUACCGCGACCUUCUCGAUGACGUUUUCGUUUUCUGCAUUGUUCUGGAAGGAGCACGUUCUAGGCCCAGAAUCGUGUAAGGCGAUGCUAUUUCUGCUGGACACUUUCGUAUCUGUGGGGGUGUUCAUGAUUCUUACCAUCAGCAUGGACAGAUAUAUGAUAAUUGUUCAGCGAAAAGACAAACUGACAACAUGUCGCGCCAAGAUAUUGAUGGUCGCCUCUUGGUUGAUAUCUAUGGUGAUGGCGUUUCCGUCAACGGUUGGAUGGGGUGACUACAAAUUUAUCCGGAGUCACGCGAUUUGUCGUCUUACAUUUGACGGUCAAGCACGUGACAUUGGAUUCAUGAUUUUAAAGCUGUGUAUCACAUACUUCAUUCCCGUCAUAGUAAUGGCGUUCUCGUUCAUACAAAUAUUAGGAUCGGUUCGUAAGAACAAGAGUAGGGUUCACAACCAUCCGAACAUGGACUUCAGCGUAAGUGUCAUCAGUAACAAUGGCAGACUGGGGAUACCCGUUUUACAAAGGUCGUUUAGGGUAAGCCUCGACAUGAGUUUUAAAACCAGAGCAUUCAAAACCAUCCUUAUCCUCUUCAUCACGUUUGUCUUGUGUUGGACUCCGUACGCCCUAAACAUACUAAUUUCCCAGUCCGAGGGGACAGUGAGCAGGACCAGGCACCUGGUUCUGUUGUGGAUCGGUUACGCCAACAGUGCUAUAAACCCUGUAAUUUACAGUAUCCGGAUAAAGAAGUUUCGCCAGGUAUGUGGUAUGUGGUUCCCCAGCAGACUUAAGGCCAGGGCGAGUCUCACGAGUAAUACUAAGCGUAGGAUCAACCCCAGCGCCAUGUACGAGUUUCAGGAACAAUCGAGCGCGUCUAACUGAACCACUUAAUAAGUUUAUGCCAAAUAUAUGUUUUCAGGUCUCCAUACAUUUCGACAUUCUUGUUAGGCAUGUAAGUGGCGAUUAAACACGAAGACGUAUUAUUUUUUAAUCGAACUAAGUCGGAGAAAACCUGACUAUGAAUUAAACACUGCUACCUACAAGUCUUUACAAGAAAGCGGAACAUUACGAUUGGUGGCCUCUGUAUCUGGCUAUCUGCCUUUUUAUCUUGUACAACGUGAUCAUGUUUUCAUUGCAGUCACCGUUUUCUAUCGUGAACACCGGACAUAAACCAAUCCAUGAAAGAGUCCUUUUUAUUUUGUGGAUGUGUCAAAUGUUUUUGGCGGGUCUUUGUUUAAGUUAUCAGCUAAACAAAUUAUGUGUACUUCGUGUGUAAGAACUGUAACAUAAUAGAGUAAGUUACGGAGAUUUGAGUAAUUUACAUGUAUACAGCGAGGUAUG